ACGUGCACAGAGCUACUCAAGCUGUUUUGCCUUCUUCCUCCGUCAGUGGUUUUAGUCUGCGGUUGUGUGUUUAUUUGACUUGAAAUAUAAUGGCAGCAUCACAUUUUGUAUUUACAAGCUUUGCAGUCCUUGCCCUGAUAUCUCCUCUUGGUAAGUAACAUUGAACUGGUGAUUUGCUCUCUCACUGAAGACUAGAUAUUCAUGUCGUUCAUGCUCGGCGUAGCCAAUCGAAUGUUCGGUAGUCGAACCCAAUCAAUUUCCAGUCGUUCGAUUGACUUUGAUUGGGUUCGUUAAUGGAACUUAAUCGAACUCUCCCCAAAAUUUUACCAAUCAAGCGCAAUCGAACCCUGCAACAAUCCAACAUAAAACCACUUUCGAUUCUGUUCGAUUCAUCUGGUUUCAAACAAGGCGUUGCCUUCAAAUAAGUUAUGCAUUGGCUUCAAUUUCAAGCAUGAGUUCACUAUAUUGGUUAGUAUCCGAUCACUUCAGUGUAAAAUUGCAUAUUGCUUUCCUUUCUUAGUCGCAAGAGUUUUUGGCCCAGAGACAUUCCAUUUAGUCCUUAAUUUGACGAACAAAAAAUCUCGACAGGUAAGCGAUCUUAUAGGAUCCUGUUGCUCUUGCAAAGUAGUUUGACAUUCGAUUCUGGAAAUCUAAAUCGGCGUGGGAACCUAUCAUCGUGAAAAACAUUACAAAUGACUGGGGUAUGGUGGGGAACUGUCAGAACUGUGUGAGCGGCUGACAACUAAGGGAAAAUUUCCAUUUUGCUCCAAUAAAUUACAGUCAAACUUCCAUGUGUAACCACCUCCCAUCCAAAAUUUUCCCAGUCGAAGCCCGGUGUGCGACCGAAGCCCGGUGUGCGACAAACGCAGACUGCAGACUUGCAGACUGGCAGGUAAUCGAGGUAAACAUUGUUAUGGAAUGCUUUAACAGAUUUUCUACCCCUAGACUUUAAGUCUUUUAAAAGUUUAGUUUAGGGAUAGGGAAUCUGUUAGAGCUUUUCACAACAAUUUUUACCUCGUUUACCUGCUAGCUCUGCAAGUCUGCAGUCUGCGUUUGUCGCACACCGGUCAAAGCCUUACAGUUGGAACCUUUAGUAAACGACCACCUGCUAGCUCCUGCUGUAAGCGACCGCGACAACUUUUUGGGCCUCAUUGUUUAUGAUUUUCCUUUGUUUUUAACCUCUCGUAAGCGACCACUUCACGCAUUCUCUGAUUCUCUGAUCUAUAUGUUCGCUGUGUGCAAUAUGCUACUUAGAAUAUACAAAGAACUUUAGUGACAAAAUAGAACGACGCGCAAAGUAAAUGUGCCGGGACCUCUUCUCGGAAGAGGCCUUGUGGUUCGAUUCUUGUUAAGUGAGUGAGCGCUAGAGUACAAGCAUUCUCUCUUUUUUUCUUGGUUCUUCGAGCAAAAUUGGCUCAUGGCUGGUUAAUAUAGUGUGAUGACGUCAGUCAGGUCGUCGUACACCAGCCAUAAGCCGCAAAAUGCGUGAGACACGCAUGGCUGAAGGGGCAAGAGUAGUCUCCUUCGCAGCCGUUAUUAGGGUCGUCACUCGUCACGCAACGCUCCUGGGGAGGAGCGUUGCGUGACGAGUGACGACCCUAAUAACGGCUGCGAAGGAGACUAGGGCAAGAGCGGAAAGGGAAAGGUCAAUGUCCAGACAAGAAUGUUGUAUUGCGCUGCAAGCGUAUCGCACUCUGCACCACAACACACACACCAAGCAUUCGAUGCUACAAAGGUUGAGGUAGAACACACAAACGAAAGUCGCAUGUGAAUAGUAUUUGAAAUCGGUCAGUGUAAAACGCAGACUGCGGACUGCAGACUGCAGACUGCGGACCAGGGGUAAAAUGCAGACUGAGUGUAAAAUGCAGACUGCAGACUGAGAGUAAAAUGCAGACCGAGCAUAAACUGUAGUUGUGGAAAGGUUUAAGGGUAAAAAAAUCCCGGGAGGAGAGGAAGGUGGAUGCCACCCCCAUAAGGUUUUUCUGAGUUUUUUCCUAGAGGAUAAAACAUCAGCACCUCGCGUUCUCAGUAGUUGUUCGUACGUCCCUCGUGCAGAUUUUGAAAUAAGUUUACUGACAGAAUUUACUAAGGUCAAGAGCAAUUAGAGCAGUAAAUCUUGUGGCUAAAAUCAUGCAAAGUGCUUAUUUAUGUGUUAUUUUUCAUGUAAAGCACAAAAAAUUACCAUUUCUCACGGUUUUAACCUGAUUUUGAAUUCUUGGUAAAAUCCAAGAUGGCGACUAUUGUUGGUGACGUCAGAGGUCUCCAGCAGCUCCACCACCCAUAAAACCUUGAAACCUUGUGUAUGGCUCAGUGUCAUGCAGCAAAUACAGAAACACCAAAUCAAUCGUCAAUGACCUGCUCGAAAGUUUACUCUGUUGGAUCAAAUCUCACAGCAUUAAAAACUUACAACAACGGUGUAAGCGGCAGACCUCUGCUUGUAUGAUGAUGGAAGAUCCUUAUCCAAAAUUUUUAAGAGCUCAGUAAGCGAGUCUUUUUCAUAAGGCGACUAAACUCAAAUCAGUCCCUAAGGUACGGAAUUUGUUGUACGUGUAUAUUACGUGGAUUGGGGUAGUUUAUUUUUCUCUUAACUCUCUUUUGCGCAGUAGUCUGUCUUUUUCAGGUAAUUUCAAAACGGUCAGUGUAAAACGCAGACUGCGGACUGCAGACUGCAGACUGCGGGCCAGGGGUAAAAUGCAGACUGAGUGUUAAAUGCAGACUGCAGACUAAGAGUAAAACGCAGACUGGGGUAAAAUGCAGACCGAGCAUAAACUCUAGUCGUGGAAGGGUUUAAGGGCAAAAAAAUCCCGCAAACUGACCUGUAAACGAACACUUACUUGAUGACAUCUGCUUUCACAAAUCCAUUCCUUUCUUCUCUGGAACGUCGUGGACGACCCGAAAACAUAAUCGCAAUCUUGAACCUUUUUUCCAUCCGAGAGACUUCACGCUUCAAUUUUUGAUGCGAAGUUUUCGAUAUACGUGACCAGGGACCGUGAACUGGUACAACACCAACACCACGAUGUUUACGCUUAAAUGAAAGCUGCUGACCCAAAAUACUGUACAGGAAUUAUGGCGAUAAAAACGGGAGUAAGUCAUUCCAACAACAAAGAAAGAUGUUCUGCAGGAAAUUUGGAUGACCUUCCAUGAAAGUAUUGCAAAUCAAGGUACGCAGACUUAACCUGUUUGGAUGUUCAUUGAAACUUCUGGCGAAUGUGCAAUUCACUUCGACUAGAAAGCGAAGUGUGUAACUGAUACCGGCUAGCUAUUUCACCGAUUUGAAGAAGUAGGAGCACAAAUGUUUAAAAAUGUCUACAGUCUUUAUUCUGCAUUUUACCCCAGCCUGCGUUUUACUCUUAGUCUGCAGUCUUCAUUUUCCACUCAGUCUGCAUUUUACCCCUGGUCCGCAGUCUGCAGUCCGCAGUCUGCGUUUUACACUGACCGAUUUCAAAAUCAGUGGAUAUGGUCGUCAUGAAAAACCGUUAAACAAGGUUUAAACCUACCUGUGAGCAGGUUUAACUUUCUAUUGUUCCUUUAGUCGGUGCCUAGACACGAUCUAAACAAGGUUACGGAACAACAGCGUUAAAAUAAUUGGCAUUUUUGGUUAAAACAUGGGGUAGAAGGUGACUUUCUUAACGCUGUUCAAACUUGGCUUAAAUAACCGGCCCAUAGAUUUUAGUUAAUUCCAGGUUAAUCAAAAUAUUUUUGUUUUAAAACUGCUUCACAUUCACACUAUAUACUUGAGAGAGAAUUUUCCGAUUCAAUUGAAACUGGAUGCGUUUUGUCUUUCUGCCUACCAAAAUAGAACUAAUCGCGUCCGUUGAGUUCGGCAAUAAAACUCACGAGUUCGAUUAAUCGAACUCACCAAAACGUUCCAGUUGCCAAACCAAUCAAACAACAAUCCAACCAAUUGGGUUCGAUUGAUAUUUCGGUCCGGUUUCGUUCGAUUAGCUACCCCAGGUUCAUGGAAUACCAGAAUACUGAUCGGGAGUUGAGAACCAAGUUUAUCUCAGUAUUUAGAAAAGCUACAAUCGGCGACAAAAUGAGUUGAGACACUUCGCCUAAAACUGGGCUUUUCAAGUUACCUUUUAAUAACUUCAAAAGGAGGAAAUAUAGCUUUCCUCCCCCAUCCCCUCCAUGCAAUAUUGUGCCGAUGUUCGAACUACCUAUAUAGAAACCAACAAACACCACAACUUUGAAUGGAGGGGACAGGGAAGGGGUGUGGAUUAUUUUGUUCUCUGCAGUUACCCUAUUUGAGUACAAUGUCGCAACAAUUUUGUCGCCGAUUGUAGCUCUCCCUCUAUUUGAUUAUAUAUCUAAAUAAAAAGUAGAUCUCUUUCCGUCUAAAUAGGUACUUCAACAGAGUACAAGUGAUCAGAGAGUAAUCAUCAGUAUACGUAUGCGAGGUUCAGCUUUAGGACAAACGGAACGUAAAAAAAAUUUCCAUUAAUCAAGUGGCAGUAACGGCCGCUUUUGGAGCUGCCUUUCACCUAUCAAUGCUUAACCAUAAGUGGAUUGCAGAUCGAUGACUCGAAAAAUUCUUGCCUGUGAAUACAACCAAUUCUCCUCUAGACUAAGAACAGUCUCUCUUUUUCUUCAGAGAUUUAAUUAUGAGUCAUGGGAGUGCCCCUUUCGUUUCGCACCAUCCUCCACGUACGUGUUCAUUUUUGUGUCUCGCUCGACGGACUAAGAAAAAAGAGAGACUGCUCGUAGUCUAUCUCUCCUCUCUCCUCGCCGCUACGAAUAUUUCUCUCGUCUUGCAAAACCAAAACGUCCUAAACGGCGAGGAGCGAGAAGAGGUGGCCUAGGGAGGGUACUUUAAAUUUCAAGUGACAGAGAUGAUCGAAUGGGGGCAAGAAGAGAAACACAAAAAGAUCUGUGGACCAAAAUUUAACCCCCAAAAAAUCCCAUGCUGAAGGUUACAAACACUGACGAAAAUGAACGGCUUUGAAAAACUGUUAAGCUGGGACAAGUUUCCAAAGACCGCAAUUGCAAUCAGUCUUCUUUAAUCUUCUUCCAUGACGUCUGUUUGUUUUUCCGCGCCUCCUUUUAAUGUUUGGAGGUGCUAUUUUUAUAUUUUUCUCAAUUCUUGGAUUGCAGCCAAGUGACAAGGCGGCUAUGUUGGCACCAACAUGGCCGCCGUGACGUCAUGUGCAAACCAGUAGGAGAAUUUUCAUCGAUAUGCUGCACCUCUAUGGCACACGCGGGGAAUACUAAGAUAUGGGAGAAAAUAAUUUCGGCGUAUGCGAAGAUGUGCAGCAUAACCGGGUUUUCGUCGCUGAGGGGAGGUGGGAGGGCAAAAAACGCAAGUAUAUAUGCACUCUCGGGGCAUGAACGCAUAGAAAAGCGAUCUGAUCAGUGAUCCUGAUGUUGGCAAAGCAUUUGAAUACCACGCUCAAUACCCAGGGGUAAUGCAAUGGUCCCUGGAGGGAAAACGUGCUAAAUCAUGUGGCCCGCGUGCCUAUUUCGGCGUAAACAUAUCAAGGAAAAUAGCAAUUUGGUGGCAGCUCUCACUGUUUGAAUUUUGAUAAAUUUCGUGACACAGCUCCUUUAAGUUAACCCUGUAAGUCCCGAGACUGACCAAAAUAAAUGUUCUCCUAACGAUACCCUAACAUUGUCAAGAGAUUAGGUUAUGAGAAGUAAUAAAAUGAUCACCAAAAAGAAAAUGCCUUGAUCAUUUACCAAGUUCUCUCAACUCCUUCUUUAAGGAAAUUUAUGGAGAUCAGUUUGAAGAACUUGUAUGUGGAUGUUGGGCUUAGAGAGUUAAGCACAUAGCCUCCCACCAAGAGAGGAUAAAGGGGACAGAGAAGGCAUCCCCCAUACACACCCUAUUCCAUAGGUAGUUCGUCUCGAGUUAUUUUUAAGACCAUAAAUCCCAAGGGGGAUUAGACAACAGCCAAUCAUAUAGCGCGAAUGUGUUCCGCGUGGAUGACCCACGCUCAGAGCCAGGCGUCCUUCACGAAUUGACGUAGAAAAACUGGCGGAAGACGCAGAGAGCGAUAUUAGUAUUUGUUUUGUCGACGAAAACGACUAAAGAGAGAUUUCUGCUAAAGCUGUGUCAGCGAAACGGAAAAUAAAAGAGAAUCGCCCUUCCUCUCUUGUAUAGAGCUAACAGUACAGCAGGGAAAUCCUUAACACACUGAAUAUUCUCUCAGGAUCAUUUAUAAUUUACAGUUUGAAGAGAGCAAUUUCUGGUUUGAUAUUUAUUCCUUUAUUAGUCUUUUAUUAUUCAACANGAAUAUUCUCUCAGGAUCAUUUAUAAUUUACAGUUUGAAGAGAGCAAUUUCUGGUUUGAUAUUUAUUCCUUUAUUAGUCUUUUAUUAUUCAACAAAAAUAACACUUGGCGUCCUACUUGCUUUAUUAUACAAACGACCGGUUUCAAUAGACCGGCGAAAUUUCUCAUUUUAUUGAAGCACUGAGGUUAAGACAACUUCGAGUUAAACUGAUUUCACGGUUGUCAAAGAGUCCAGCGAUUCCCUUUUCCUAGGUAAGCGCAGACUUCAAUAUUCAGAAAUGCUCUCGAUCUCUUUGCGCUUUCAUUGCCUUUCGCCCGACAUGUUUUGCACAGUGUUUAGUUAUGCGCAACCUCCACGAAACAUCCACGCAGCGCAAGAGGCAUUUAUAUCCCAAUUCUAAAAGUAACUCGAGACGAAUUACCUUGGAAAUAGGGUGUGUAUGGGGGAUGCCUUCUCUGUCCCCUUUAUCCUCUCUUGCCUCCCACGUAGACGUUCUUGGGGGGUCGUCACGCGUUCCUGCCCCACCAACGUCUGCUGAAACGAAGAGCCACUUCCGCUCUUUGGCUGUUUUCUUUUGUUUUAAAGAAACCAAUCAGCAUUGACUAAUUGUGACGCGUGAAGCCAAUCACAUGCUGUGAAGGAAGGGAAAUCGACACGUGUGGUUUACCUCUGGAGUAAAUUUCGUGAUAACAAAAAUAACUAAACCAAAAUAUCCAUCUAUUUUUGGUAAGGACAAGGUUCGAUUUUUGAUUCAGUGCCAUCGACGUUAAAGACCUAAUCAAUACCGUGAUUGACAAGCGAUCUUUUCAUCUGCAAGGCGCGAGGCCUGCACAUGUUUUCCAUCGUUGAGUACAAACUGUACCAAUCCGAUAUUUGCGCGCUAUGGAAAAAGAUACAAAUAACCGUUAAUUUUAUAAGUACAAAAAGUCUGAGAGGGAGUUUCUCGUUAGACUAAUUGGUAAAAUCCCAUACCGUCUGAAAAAUCGGCCUGUCACCCCUUGCAGGUUCAACUUCAAACAUUUCUUUGCUUCGUACACUCCUUGCAUUUUCUUUACUGAUAUCACUUAGCGAAGCGACAAGAAUAUCAAGAUUUGCCAGCUUAUCGACCUGGUCUUUGUUACUAUUUACAAGCGGCGAAACCACAACAACAACAUGGCCAGAAUGUUUAAAAAUUGAGUCGAAAACAAACGGUAAAGCUUGCUAAAUAUGUGACCUUGCACAUCCAGUUGAAAGAUUUACAAACACAUCAAUCUUCUUCUGCAAAAAUGGGCAAUGGUUUUCUUAUGAUACCGUUUCAACGCCCUAAUGCCAAACGUUUCGGACAUCAACAAGGUACCUAACCUUUUUUAGCAAACGCAAGUUUACCCAAAGUUGGAAAACAGCCUUUGAUUGGCCCUAACAACGUCUGCGUGGGAGACUAUUAAGCAUAAAGUCUACUGUAGAAGCCAAGCGGCGCCCCACGUCUGUGGGGCAAAAACUCUUGACGAACCCCUAACAACGUCUGCGUGGGAGACUAUUAAGCAUAAAGUCUAUUGUAGAAGCCAAGCGGCGCCCCACGUCUGUGGGACAGGAACGCGUGACGAACCCCUAACACAUUUGCGUGGGAGGCUUCUUAAAGCCGUGAGGAAAGGUGGUAUCCUUUGCAGCAAACUGAGGUAAAGAUUUCUUUUUUUCUCUUUAUCGUUAGCUUUUGCUCUUGAAUGCUACGAGUGUGGCCCUCCGGGAUCCAACUGCAGUAGUAACCGUUUGGGCAAGGUGACAUGUGGAGUGUAUUUCAAUCGCUGUGUCACCAUUAAGUACACAUUGGAUGUGGGAUUUGGGCCGAUGUCAGUGCAGAUGAGAAACUGUUCAAAUAGCAUGGCUUGUGACCCACAAAGCGGCCUUAAUAGUAAGUGUAAACCUUUUGUAUAAACUUGAUGAGGGUUACCUUUUAAAGCACUUCAGAGUUAGUCGAUCCCAUGCAAUACAUGAUAAACAUACUCUAUUCCAGCUCAUUGAUUUCUCUUUGCAAGUACCAGUGUUUUUUCUUACACGGUUAACUCAGAAAUUCACAUUUCCCUCCGUAAAUGUAUAAAGGUACAUUCCGCUAAGCUUCGAAUGAGACUGACCUAUUGCUAACCCUAUCUUUUUUGUAAAACAGACUAAAAUAGUCACUCUGUUAUGUUCCUUAUCCCUAGGACUUACAGGGAAGGGGGAGGGGUGCAAGGAUGGGUGCUACUCUCGGGCACCGUAUCCAUUUCAGCUGUUCGUUUAUUAUUGAGACACAUGUACUGAAAAAAAUAGUCCGCCAUGUUAAAUGACGUCACUGGCCCUGGCAGCGCCGUUUGCAUAUGUAUCCGAUAAUAUUUACAUCAUCUUUUAGAUGACAUAACACUGAACACUGAGGCUGCUUAUUAAGAGUAGAGGGUCGAGGGGGGGGGGGGGGGGGGGGGGGGGGGGGAAGUGUGUCCUUCUUGUGUUUUUGGUCGUUUGUUUUUUUUAACUGCAAUAGUCAAAAAAAAAGUGACUCGUUGAUUUUGAAGCGCCUCAGGGCCCGGGUGUGGUGUUUUUUUAUUUGUUUAAUAUUUUUUUUAUUUUGUUUUGAAGAGAAGCUAGAAGUGUGGGGGGGGGGGUUUGAGAAAGGGGGGGGGGGGGGGGGGGGGGGGGGGGGGGUGUGGAGGUCGAACGAACAAAGGCGAAAAUCAUUUUCUUGUUCUCUUUUGUGGUGUAUGAGUUCGCAUGUAAGUCCGAGGUUUGGGACAUACAAUAAUAUUUUCUCUGUUUGGUAGGUGUUUGUUGGCGCUGCAUUGCACAAUUUGUUUUCAUCCGGAUGCACUUUUGAUUCUUCUUUGCAGCAUGCACUUUGGUGAAUAUCACCGGACUCCUAACAAGUUGCGAGCUCGCUUGUUGCCAAGACAACUUGUGUGACCCUUCAGCUCCGACAUCAGCCCCGACAAGUGCUUCGCUUGCAUUGGUUUCAAAUGUUUGUGCCAUAUUGUUGGCUAAUGUCCUGA
Porites evermanni is the source of this 9223-nucleotide messenger RNA. The record is from the annotation of a GenBank genome assembly. Lineage: Eukaryota; Metazoa; Cnidaria; Anthozoa; Scleractinia; Poritidae.